Molecule: messenger RNA, 1218 nt
Organism: Aspergillus pseudoviridinutans
Lineage: Eukaryota; Fungi; Ascomycota; Eurotiomycetes; Eurotiales; Aspergillaceae
Product: Clr5 domain-containing protein
Exons: 4
Coding region: 1-1218 (405 amino acids)
Source: RefSeq, a predicted model, not a curated record
AUGUCUUCGGCCCUGCAUCCCACGGAAACUGAAUGGGAAGCUUACCGAGAGGUGCUCCAGAAAUUAUGGAUGCAGCUGCCUAUGAAACAGGUUAUAAAGGAAAUGGAAAGCAAAUAUCAAUUUUCAGCCUCGUACGAUCCUGAGAAAGGUGUCGCUUGGUGGGAGACACAAUACCAGCGUCAAUUUCGUAAAUGGGGUUUUCGCAAGAACCUUUCAGAUCAGGAGUGGAAGAUAGUCAAUUACAAGGUCAAGGCACGUGAGCAGCACGGUCGGAGCAGUAUACUCUGUUUUGGGGAAACGUUGAUAUCCGACGCAAAGAUGCGGAAAGAAAUAGCACGUCACGCGCCCACUGCUUAUGAAGCUGCUCUGUGGAGGAUUGGCCCAGCUCCCCAGACUCCCGAGGAAAUAUCGAUACGUACCCCUGCAUCUGAGAUACACCCUGGAACUCCCUGCCAAAAUCAAAAUGAACUUAUUACACAAGACCCAGCCGAAUUAAGCGAGAAGAUCGCAGAACUACAACAGCUUAUAAGCCUACAUAGGGCGGAUGGAGGUCACGAAAGGGCAAAUGAACUCUGCGGUGACCUGAUGCAGAUCUUGGAUGAUGCGGAACGGCUUAGGCCUGACAAAGUUAUUUUUAUCGUUUUCGAGGAUGCUGAGCCUGUGGACACUCAUACAGUACUGUCAAGGUUUGAAGAACUUCUUCGGCGGUCCCCUAUUCAUCACGAUAUUGGAUAUAUACCCACUCUUGAUAUCUCUGUCGGAUAUAUUUCGUUCCUCUUCACUGUCGCGACUGCGGAGAUGAAAGAGCCUCGUGAUAUGGCUAUGGUGUUGCUGUCCCUUACCAAAGCCAGAUCCCUCCUAGACGAUAUAGUUGGGGAAUACUUCGCCGAAGAUGUCAAACAAACGGUUUUACCUCCACUGAUUGACAGUUUUCGGAAGCCACCUGUGCCGUCAAAGGAAGACAUUCUGCCCUUAGACGCUCUAAUGGAUCAGAUAGUAAGCACAUGCAUGAAAGAGCCUUUGUUGGCGACAGUCAUAUUUUAUACGACAGAACACAGCGACCUAUGGCGUGACUACACGGUGCGGAAAGAUCUAGACGACAUGGAAAAAGAAGGACUUCUUGCUUCCAGGGUGAAUGCAGACGGAGAACGUAUGUACCGCUUAACUGAACUCGGCAAAAGUGCGCGGCGUCAAUUACUUCAUGCGGACGAAGGAUGA